Molecule: messenger RNA, 5816 nt
Organism: Athalia rosae (coleseed sawfly)
Lineage: Eukaryota; Metazoa; Arthropoda; Insecta; Hymenoptera; Athaliidae
Gene: Dcr-2
Product: endoribonuclease Dicer
Exons: 26
Coding region: 144-5021 (1625 amino acids)
Biological process (GO): siRNA processing; apoptotic DNA fragmentation; pre-miRNA processing
Cellular component (GO): RISC complex; nucleus; cytoplasm
Molecular function (GO): ATP binding; protein binding; RNA binding
Source: RefSeq, a predicted model, not a curated record
CUUGACAGCACAUUAUUUUCGCGUAGUUCGUUUUGUUGUGCCACAUCUUGCCAGUGCGUCUGGGGGCCCUGUCAAACGAAAUCUGGGAGUCCCUUGUUUAUAUCUCUGAAAUUGAUUUCUCUGCUGCAGGUAAAACAAUAAUCAUGACAGAUGCAGUUUCGCAAAUGGAUCAGGACUUCAGUCCUCGAGCAUACCAAAUUGAACUAUUUGAGCAAGCUGUGAAUCAUAACAGUAUAAUUUACUUGCCUACUGGUGCUGGAAAAACCUAUAUUGCUGUGUUGGUGAUUAAAAAAUUUGCUGGUGAUUUGUCAAGGCCUUAUCAAGCAGGAGGUAAAAGGACCAUAUUUGCUGUGAAUACUGUAGCCCUUGCCAAUCAACAGUGUAAAUAUUUAGCUAGGCAUACCCAUCUCACUUGUAGCAGUUACACAGGGGAGAUGGGUGUCGAUUAUUGGUCUAGAGAACAAUGGAUGAAAGAAAUAGAGAUUAAUCAGAUACUUGUGAUGACGUCGCAAAUAUUCCUUGAUCUGUUGAAUCACGGCUAUGUAUCUUUGAGCAAAAUAAAUCUUAUGAUUUUUGACGAGUGUCACAGAGGAGUAAAUGACCAUCCUAUGCGAUUAAUAAUGCAGCGCUUCCAAGAUUGUCCAAAAAAUGAACAGCCAAAAGUCUUGGGGCUGACAGCAACUCUUCUGAAUGGCAAUGUCAAACUAACUAAACUCAAUGAGAUUAUCACGGAGUUGGAAACUACAUUUCACGCAAAGGUUAUAGCAGCUGAAUCCUUGAGAGGUGUCAGGGGAUUUGCUACAAAUCCAGAAGAAUCAAUAGUUAACUUUAGUCCACCCAAAUCCUCAACGGCAUUGGAAAAAUCAGUAGCCAUUCUCUUACAUGCGAGACAAAUUCUCGACGUUUUAAAAAUAAACUUGAAUAAUAACUGCGAUAAUGAAAGUGACACGGUUUUCAAACCAAAAAGUAAAGUCAGCAUGUGGCAAAACAUCUUACUGGAUUUAGAAGUGCAUUUACAGAUCAUGGGCAUAUAUGGAGGCAGUAAAGCAGCUCUGCUGCAUACGAUACAAUUUGAAUGCCUUAAGAAAGCUGUUAACGAUCAGGAGGCUAUUGUGGUGCUAGACUAUCUGAUAAGUGUACUGACUAGCGUCAGAAAAAUUAUAGAAGAUGAGAUGGCAGGACAUACCGAGUAUCAACGAAUAAUGAAUUUUUCCAAUGAUCAAGUUAAAGCACUUUUUGGAGUUGUAUUAAAGUUUCACACGAACAAAUUGGAUACCCAAAAAUUUUGUGCUUUGGUCUUUGUUAAGCGACGCUUCACAGCAAAAGUACUAUACCAUGUGCUCAAGAAUUUGCGCAACUGUGAUAAACGUUUUGAGUUUUUGUUACCUGAAUUCUUGGUAGGAUUUUCAUCGAAUAAAUUAGGUGGUGCAACAGGAUAUUUAUUGAGUGCAAGAGAAUCUCUUUGUCAGAGACAGUGGAAUAAGGAUGUGUUGCACAGGUUCAAAAAUGGUCAAGCAAAUUGUAUUAUAGCAACAGAUGUGGUAGAAGAAGGCAUAGAUAUUCCAAAUUGCACUUUGGUUGUACGAUACGAUUUACCAGCAGAUAUUAGAUCGUACAUACAAAGUAAAGGACGUGCGCGUCACUCUACCAGCAAAUAUGUGUUGUUAGUUUCCCAUGGAGAUGGACAGUUUGAAAAUAAAUAUAGGAAUUAUAAGCUAAUCGAAAGAAUGCUAGAAGAGUCCUUAGUUGGUAAAACGCAGUUUCGUACCGAACCAUCUCAGGAAGUGCUGGAAAGAGAUUUAUACAACUCUGAAAUUGAACCUUAUUCCGUAAGGUCUGGCGAAAAAAUCAGCGUUGUGACAGCAACUAGUGCGAUAAGUUUAGUAAACCGUUAUUGUUUGUCUUUGAGAAACUCGCACUUUGUUACAUUAACUCCAACAUGGAAUCUAUGCAAAAAAAAGAUUUUACCCCAACAUGAAGAAUUUCAGGUAUCUUUGAGACUGCCUCCAAUAUCUCGCUUGAGAGAAUGCAUUAUUGGAGAUGUUAUGCAUGACAUAAAACAAGCAAAACGAUCAGUUGCUGUAAAAUGUUGUAAAAGAUUACACGAAAUUGGAGAAUUAACAGAUGACUUACUUCCUGUCGAAGCUGACUUAAUUUUAACAGAUCUGGACUAUUUGUUUCCAAAUUGGAUUAACGAAGAAAAAGUAAAUACGUGUCAGCCAGGCACAGAAGCAAGAAAACGUCUACACCUCCUAAUAUACCCCGACUGUCUGCAUUCUGCAUUUCCCAAGGCACAUGAAGAUUUAUAUUUGCAUGUAUUGAGUAUGAAGCCAAUGUACAGCGUUCCUCAAGAUAACCGGCGUCGAGUAUUUCAUACACUCUUGUCGGACAGUGCAGGAUUUGCUAUUUUAUCGUCAAAGAAGAUGCCAAAACUAUCCUCCUUCUCAAUAUUCAUGAAUGUCGGUGAGUUGAAUGUUGACGUAGCAGUUAAUCACUGUACGCUUCAGUUACCGGCUAAAAAGAUAGAAAAGUUGAGACUGUUCCACACAAUGAUUUUUACCGAAAUCAUGCAGCUGAUCAAAGUUUUUAUGGUUUACGAUAAAGAUGAUUUGGAAAAUAGUUUCUUGAUCGUACCAGUUGAUGGUAACUGGAGCAUUGAUUGGGACAUUGUAAUGCGAUUUCAAAAAAUCGAUGUGAUCAAGCCUGAAAAGCCGAUUAACGUACGAGCUUUGGACUACGAACUAGCUUUACUUGAACCAAACUAUAGAGCUGCAUCCAUUUAUGUUGUAACGCAAAUCUGUGAAGAUCGCUGCGCUGAAUCGAGCUUUCCUACGCCAGCCUUUUACUCAUACGUACAUUACUUUCAAGAACAUUAUGGGAUCAACAUAGAGGAAAAAAAACAACCUUUACUCGAAGUGAAACCGAUAUCAAAGAAAAUCAAUUGUCUCAAACCACGAGGGGCUAAUCCAGGAUUAAAUAAGAGAAAACGCGGUGAUUUGCUCGAAGAUUUGGAAGAGCAUUUAGUGCCGGAAUUGUGCAAUCGAUACGAAUUCCCUUCCUCAUAUUGGCUGAAAGCCACUACCCUACCAUCAAUCAUACACCGAAUUACUCAACUUCUAAUUGCAGAGCAAUUGCGCGUACGCAUUUACGCCGAUACAAAACUGGGAAUCUUAGAGUUGCCCGAUGGACAGAAAUGGAAAGAAUUACGAGUUUCCACAGACGAUACAGAGAUCGAAAUCACGGAUAAAUAUCAUGAUCUAUCGAUCGAGGACUUUUUACCCGAAACUGUACAACCGAGGCCUGAAUUAACAGGACCGAACUUUGAUGUAUUGGACUCGGAAUCUAGACUUUAUCCAUGGGUACGAGCCAAAAUUCAAGAACCGAUAGAUAUCGAAAGAAACAUCGAAGGUAUCCAGCUACUAGACAUUGACUAUUACCAGCGAUUUAUGCACGCCUCUACCGAACAGGAUCUAGAAAUGCUGGCUGCUAAUGGCAAGGCUGCCUGUUAUAUGUCAAAACCAUUGGUAGACGUUGUAAAAUUGAAAUUACUCUCCCAAACCGCGCAGAAUGGUCCGCAACAGUUGGACAUCAUGACGGCUCUAACCAGCAAGAUGUCACAUGAUGUUGUAAAUUUGGAAAUUCUAGAAACCUUAGGAGAUUCGUUUCUUAAAUUUUACACAUCUUUGUUUUUGAUAGAAAAAUUUCCCAAUUAUUCCGAAGGACAUCUGACUUGUAUUAAGGGUAAAAUUAUCGGUAAUCGUAACCUGUAUUACGCUGGUGUGAAAAAAAAAAUUCCAGGUAUGAUAAAAGUUGAUGAAUUCGCACCAUACAGCAAUUUCAUUGUGCCGGCUUAUUCGGUACAAAGGAAAUUACAAAUCAUACUGUUGCAGGCAGAGGUGUCACCAAACAUCCUGUAUCAUCUGAAGAUACCGAGCGAUGAGCAAAUCUCCGGUUAUUUGUCGGAUGAAACGCUCCAAAUAAUCGAAGAGAAGGUGAUGCAAUGGGAGAGCAGUGAUGCACAGUCUGGCUUGGAGCCCUUUUUAUGUGCACAAACUGUCUCUGAUAAAACUGUUGCUGAUUGCAUCGAGGCUCUAAUUGGAGUAUAUUUGGAGACUACAGGCAUUGAAGGAGCUGCCAGGAUUUUGCAAUGGUUCCAGAUAGUUCCUGACGAUUCUGGAACCGAGGGGUUAUUAGUUAGAAAACCAAUUAGUCCAAUUAUAGAUAUUGGAAAUCCAAACUCUCAUAUGCCAUGGGCAGAUUUGAUUGAACAAAAAUUGGGUUACAAGUUUCAAAAUCGAGGAUACUUGUUGCAGGCUUUCAGUCACGCUUCGUAUUCAGCUAAUACCAUUACGUCAUCCUACGAACGAUUAGAAUUUCUGGGAGAUGCCGUAAUAGAUUUCCUUAUCACGGUUUACAUCUAUGAAAAUUGUCACCAAUUGACUCCUGGGCAAAUAACGGACCUGCGAUCGGCCCUCGUUAAUAAUAUCACAUUCGCUUGUUGGGCUAUACGCUACGGAUUUCAUAAAUACCUCUUGUCGUAUUCUCCUAUCUUGAGUGAUGCGAUCGACAGAUUCGCAUCAUUUCAAGAGCAAAGGCAGCACGUCAUUGAUGAUGAGCUAUUGUAUGUUCUGCUGGAGGAAUCAAACCACAGUAUGGCUGAGUUCGUCAGUGUUCCCAAGGUCCUCGGGGACAUUUUUGAAUCCUUAGCUGGUGCUAUUUAUUUGGAUAGUGGCAAAAAUUUGGCAAAAGUUUGGGAGAUAUUCUAUGCCUUUAUGCAUAAGGAAAUUGAUGAAUUUAGUAAAAAUGUACCUAAACAGCCUGUAAGAGUUUUGUUCGAGACGCAAGGUGUUCAUCCAAAAUUUCUUAAAGCAACUGUAUUGGAAAACAGUACGACCAUUAUGGUGCCCUUAGAGGUAACAAUAUGUGGUAAGAAGAAGAUGAUACAUGGAUUUGGAGGAAAUACAAAAGAGGCGAAGUGUGCCGCAGCUAAGCAAGCCUUAAGAGAGUUUAGACUUAGUUAAUGAGACAUCACCUUUGGAUUUCGUCUCAUUAAUUACUGGGCUCAAAAAGUAUUCCAAGCUACAUUAAGUUUCUUUCAGAUGAUUAUGGAAUUCAUUAUUUAAAAAAAUGUCUGCUUUCCACAAGCGAAAGUGUCAUUUCAUCGCCAUAGGCACACUUAUGGAAAAUGAUGGUUCUAAAUGAUGAUAGUUUCAAGUUAUAGUCUAUUUUCGCGAAAAAAAAAAAAAAAUUGUGAGUAUGAAUAAUUUUUGUACGCAAGUUACUUGUUCUCGCAUCCUCGAUUGUGAGACUGAUUAGAAGUGAAUUUCUAAUUUUUUUGAAAUUCCCGAAAGGUGGAUAAUUUUAUAUUUUAUUUGAUGUUAAUUACUGCAACUAUACCGUUGUAUUGAAUAGACUCUAGGCGCUAAUAGUGAUCCUUAUCCAUUGAUUUAUUGUAUGUUAAUUAUUACCUCGAGAUAUACAUAGAUGUAUGAUAUACUUAUCAAUAUUCUUUCGUUAUUUCUAAUACCGAGUUAUGUAAUGAAUAAUUUUAUUUUGAGCACGGAAAUAGGUGAAACAACGAUGUUAGUGAGCAUAAAUGAAUAGAUUUCGAUCGAAAUAAUGCGAUAAUAUUUUACAUAAAUUUAUUCGCAAAGCUGUAGUUUGGAAGAUCACUGCUACUUGAUGUAAUAUUUCUUGUAAAUUAAUGGCAAAACGUUAAUACAUUUUUAUGUGACGGCUGUUAUGACGCAAGGCAUAAACGUAUAUGUAAUACGUGAAGACAAAAAUAAAAUUAGGGAACAACUUCUGAUAGCAAA